Parnassius apollo (apollo) is the source of this 1539-nucleotide messenger RNA. The record is from the annotation of a GenBank genome assembly. Lineage: Eukaryota; Metazoa; Arthropoda; Insecta; Lepidoptera; Papilionidae.
AUGCUUCGUUUGACAACGUUUUACAUUCUACUGGUGGCAACUUUGGCACAAAAUGGCUACGAGUACAACAAGCCUGGCCAGCCUUUUAAUCAAGGAACUCCAUCAAGCCGUCCAAGUUACCCAUCUGGACCAUCUGGAGGUGGAUACACAACUUCUUCAGCUUAUACAACUCCGCAAGGCGUAGAUUACCAAAAUGGAGGAUCGGGAUCGACACCGAGUUAUCCGUCUGGACCCUCAAAAUAUCCAUCAGGUGGUGGUAAUCAGAACUACCCGGGAACUAAUCAGCAGUCUCAAACAGGGUAUCCUGGGUCCCGACCGUCUUUCCCAAACCAAGGAACCAGCGGUCCUAGUUCCGGUUAUCCUGGCCAAUCAGCAACUAACUACCCUGGACAAACUGGACAAGCCGGACACCCCGGUAUUUCAAGUAGCAGGCCUGGUGGUCCUGGCACUCCAGGUUUCGGCACACCUGCACUUGGCUCUGGCUCGCCCGGUUUUGGACCCAGCUUACCUGGUUUUGCUCCUGGCACCCCCGGGUUUGGUCCUGGCAGCCCCGGUUUCGGUGCCGAUGAUACAGGAGCUUACGAAGGCGGUGAUUAUUCGGCUAUACCCGGUGAACCGGACAAGGACUACCCAAUCCUCUCUAUCAUUCCGGAAACAUCAUUCAGUUGUAAUGCACAACGGUAUCCAGGAUAUUACGCUGAUGUUGAAACACGUUGUCAGGUCUUUCAUGUUUGCGCUAACAAUAUUACUUAUGAUUUCCUGUGUCCCAAUGGAACAAUCUUCUCUCAGGAGGUAUUCGUAUGCGUCUGGUGGAAUCAGUUCGACUGCAACUCUGCACCCAGUUUCUACGAACUGAAUGCCAAUCUCUAUGAUUACUCUAUAACAGGAUCAUCUGGCUUGACUGACUUCUCACAGCAGCAAGGUCCAUCUUACACCGGCAGCAAUGGCCCAUCAAAUUAUCCCACUGGUACGCCCUCAGGUUUCCCAGGACCUCAUAGACCAGGCUAUCCAGGAGUCAUAGGGGCGCAGGGAUCAUCACCUUCCUAUCCAAAUAACAAUGGCCCACAAAGCCCAUCAACUGGUUAUCCAGGAGGGCUAAGGCCUCAAGGCCCAUCUGGUCCACAAGGCCCCUCAUCUACCUAUCCCGGUCAACAAGGUCCAUCAUCUAGCUACCCCGGUCAACAAGGCCCUUCAUCUCCCUAUCCCGGCCAACAAGGUCCCUCAACUACCUACCCUGGCCAACAAGGUCCGUCAUAUCCUUAUCCAGGUCAACAAGGAGCAACGCCCUCAUACCCUGGAAGUGCCGGAUAUCCUGGUUCUCAAAGUCAAACAAGCUCGCAAAGGCCGAAUUAUCCCGGAUCACAAGGUGCAUCAAAUUACCCUGGAUCUCAACCCGGAGGCAGUCAAGGCUACCCGUCUGGCAGACCUAAUGGACCCAGUUUUCCAACUGGUGGCAAUGAAGGAAGACCUCAAGGUCAUCAAGGUGACAGAUAUCCAUCGCAAAAGCCUAACAGAGAAUACCUACCGCCUAGAAAAUAA